GGAGACACAACUGCGACACAUCUGCGAUUACUAGAAUGUCCUGCGCGUCAGCUCGAGUCCAGAUUCCGCUUAAUCGUCCUCUGGCAUAGGAGAUCGACGACUCGGAGCACUUGUCCGCGCGCGUGCAUCGAUGGAAGAGUUCAGAUUUUGUCUCACGUCUGGACUGGCAUUCGGGAACGCAGUCAUUGUGGCGUGUACGCCGAAGCGGCGCUGCCGGAAACGAUCGAUGGGUCGAAUGGAGUCGCAGUCAGAUCGUAAGUAAAGAACAUCAGCGCGGUCUUCGCAUUCAAGUCCCAUUAUCCCUCGCUGGUUGGCCCUGUCCAAAACUACACGGCACCGGCUAGCGGAUCUCAGACCGGGGGCCGGCAGUUCCUCCUGUCCCGACUCGAACAUUUCUCCUUCUGCAUUACGCUAUCUCUAUCGGGUACAUUACAGGUGUAUCCGGUAGGACGUUCUGCACUACGGGUAGCGAUUAUUGCCUGCAGAUCGCAAAUGUUCGCAUUCGACCUGCUCGACUCCGCGAAGGAAGUCGCGAAUCUGCCGGGUCUGAGUGUCUCCAUGGCCACGCUCCUCUUUCCAGUACGACUCGGUACGCACUGUGCUGUACUGGGGCUGGCGAGGGUACGCCCCGUACGUGCCAUGCCAUGACGGUCGACCGCGACCACAGACGGUGAGGAACCGGGUGGCAGCAGAGCGAUGAAACGGCCAGGUCUGGAUUUGCCUCGGGAUGCAGUUACGACUGCCGGUCGUUCGUGCCGUUGGCGGUAAUGCAGGGCCUCCGGGAUGGCCGACGUCGUCCAGAGUCCGGUGGACGACUGACUGCCCCGGCCCAAGUUCCUCGUCCUCGUCCUGCGCUGCGCGCAGUUCCUGGAAACUCUGUGUCCGUUCUCGUUCCGAUUGCUCACUGCGGUUUCUUUCGGACAGCGGAGCAGGAGGGAGGUGGCGCAGGCGGGAUAGUUUCUGGCUCGUUCUUGAUUGGGCGUGUUCUUACGUACGUGAGAUCGGCAAUCUCCAGCAUUUGUGAUCUGGCGAGCGAAGCGUUUGCAAGAGUUGCGUGCACUGCUCAGGACUGACCGAGUGCCAGGUGCUUUGCACAAAGCUCAGCUUCGGAUUGUACGUGAACGACAGCCUGUGUUGAAUGCUGUUGGUCUUGUCGACGGACGAUACGCGUAAUGCAGGCAGGCAUGCAGGCCAGGCAAUGCUGCUGAUGGUGUAGGUGGUUGUGGUUUCGGUGUGUUCUGUCGUCACUACACGAACUCGUCUGUAGACAGAAGCGCAGCCUAAUUUUGAACGACGAAAGUGGAAGAUCAUUUCAUCAGGAUCGUUCUCAUUGCCUCGUAGAACGCACGUAGCAUGGCACCAGCAGCUGCUAGGGUCGCCGUACUUCUUGCCGCAGCAUGCGUCUAUUCAGUCGUCGUCGACGCGCAGGCGCUGCCGUUGCGCCCGCGAGUGCCGGGAGUGGUCAGCCAGUUCAAAAAUAGAAUUUUCGACGAUCACUAUAGCGUUAUCUGGGGCACUCCCAGAAAGCUGGACGUCGAAGGACAACACGUGCAGCUCUCACUCGAUCGUAGUAGUGGAGGUGGUGGAUUCUCCUCCCAGAAUAAAUUUUACCAUGGCUUCUUCAGCGCAAAAAUCAAACUCCCUGGAAACUAUUCGGCAGGAGUCGUUACGGCCUUCUACACCUCGAAUGCGGACGUCUACCCGAAGACUCAUGAUGAAUUUGAUUUCGAGUUCCUCGGGGUAGUGCCAGGCUCUCCCUAUACCUUGCAGACGAAUAUAUAUGGCGACGGAAGUACGAAAACAGGCAGGGAAGAGAGGUUCCACCUCUGGUUUGAUCCCACCAAAGAUUACCACCAUUACAGCAUUCUGUGGAAUAAAUACCACACAGUUUUCUUAGUGGACGACAUUCCCAUAAGAGAAAUGGUGCGGUCCGAGGAGCUGGGGCUGCAGUAUCCAGCGAAGCCCAUGUCGUUGUAUUCAACUAUUUGGGAUGGUUCCCAGUGGGCCACACAAGGCGGCAAGUAUCCCGUGAACUACGACUUGGCUCCGUUCCAGGCCUCGUUCAAGGACCUGAAGUUGGAAGGCUGCGUGUGGAACGAAGCUGCAGAGCAGCCACCGUGCGCUUUCUCAUCCUCGGCUGCUCUUAACCGGCUCGAUGAAGUUGCGUUCCAGACCCUAGACGAGAAGCAGAAACGUGCUAUGCACUGGGCUCGUAGCAGGUACAUGUGGUACUCUUACUGUGACGAUGUGAAGCGGUACCCACAAGCUCCCGUGGAGUGUCCCCAAAGGGCGGAAGGAGGCACUACAGCUGUGACCUCCAGGCAUCACGAGCACAGACACGGACAGCACAAACGGAACAGAAACCUGAUGGAAGGAGUUGGUUUUGCUUCUAGAUUCAACUCCAGAGCCUUGCAACCCGUUUUAAUGAUGAAUUCUCACGGGAAGUAGCUUAAGUAUGUGAUGUCUUCGGCGACCCUCUCUUUUGAAGACGAGAUUCACAAUCACGUUUGGCAGAGUAAAGUCCGCUCAUCAAAAUGUAUGUUACCGUCCUAAGGUGUCUAGAGCUGGAAAUGUGCGUGUGGAGUGGACCUCUAUACUCGGUCGACAUUCCUGAAGGUCGUGAAUUAGCCAUGCUGAAAGAAGCAACGGAAUCACUGUCCUUCCAGUUUGUUUCGGUACAAUCCUCUAAAAGUAAAAAUCCAGAGACUAGGAAACUUUGAAAUUUACUUCGCGGAACUUGUUCCUUUGUAUAGAUACUCAUAACAGGCCUAAAUUGCUGUGAGUUGAAAUGUUACUACAGAUACCAGGGUUGUGUCCAGAAUUAAAGACUUCUCUACUGUUCUAGUGAGAGUGUACUCUAAUUAGCUUGUUACAGACUGAUGUCAUCAUUCGCUGGAUUCAUAUGGUGCAUUUAAGUUAGAGGAGGUCAGGGGAGCUCUUUGUGGUACUGCGCUCUGCAAUACAUCACCUUGGCCAUUGUAAGGGCAAGGAGAAGAGUAAAUUCCAAAUAGAUACCUACUCACAUUUUCUGUGGUGGUAAUUUUCGCAUUCUGCUCAAUUUAACUCAAUAAAUCCUUGAU
This is a messenger RNA of Marchantia polymorpha subsp. ruderalis, 3080 nucleotides long. The record is from the annotation of a GenBank genome assembly. NCBI's taxonomy places the organism in Eukaryota, Viridiplantae, Streptophyta, Marchantiopsida, Marchantiales, Marchantiaceae.